GCCUUCCCCGGCCCAGGCCUCCAUGGCCACCAACCCGCAGCCGCAGCCGCCUCCUCCGGCGCCGCCGCCUCCCCCGCCGCAGCCGCAGCCGCCACCGCCGCCGCCGGGCCCCGGGGCUGGCCCUGGCGCGGGUGCGGCGGGCGGCGCGGGGACCGGCGCCGGGGACCCGCAGCUCGUGGCCAUGAUCGUGAACCACCUCAAGAGCCAGGGGCUCUUCGACCAGUUCCGCAGGGACUGCCUGGCCGACGUGGACACCAAGCCUGCCUAUCAGAACCUGAGACAAAGGGUUGACAGCUUUGUUGCGAACCACUUGGCAACUCAUACGUGGAGUCCCCACCUCAACAAGAACCAACUGAGAAACAACAUCAGGCAGCAGGUGCUUAAAUCAGGAAUGUUGGAGUCUGGGAUUGACCGAAUUAUUUCUCAGGUUGUGGAUCCAAAGAUCAACCACACGUUCAGACCUCAGGUGGAGAAAGCUGUGCAUGAGUUUUUGGCUACCCUAAACCACAAAGAGGAGGCAAGUGGCAGCACAGCCCCUGAUGAGGAGAAACCAGACUCUUCCAUCAUUACACAAGGUGUCCCAGUGCCUGGACCGAGCGCUAAUGUAGCCAACGAUGCCAUGUCCAUCUUGGAAACCAUAACUUCUCUUAACCAAGAAGCUAGUGCAGCCAGAGCUUCGACAGAAACAUCAAACACCAAGGCUGGUGAGAGAGUAUCCAAAAAACUCCCAUCACAGCCGAGCACUGAUGCUAGUGCCGAGAAAGAGAGAACUGCAGAGGACACGGCGGACAGAGAGAAGUCUACACCCGACCCCACAGGGGAGGGACAGGAAACAGCCCCUAAGUCUGAAGAAUUCAAUGAUCUCCCUUGUCCAGUUGAGGAAAUUAAAAAUCACACAAAAGAGAGUAAUAGUUCAGUUCUGCUAAAUAAGGAUGUUCCACAGGAAAGCAUUGACCAAAAAAAUAAAUCAGCUGACAAAGGUGAAAAGAAACCAGAGAGCAAUGACAAAGGAGAAAGAAAAAAAGAAAAGAAGGAAAAGACCGAAAAGAAGUUUGAUCACUCAAAAAGGAGUGAGGACCUACAAAAAGUGAAAGAGGAAAAGCAAACAAAGGAAAAAGAAGUAGAGUGUUCAAAACUCCCUUCAGAAAAGAACAGUAAUAAAGCUAAAACCAUUGAAGGCACAAAAGAAGAUUGCUCCUUGAUAGAUUCUGAUGUGGAUGGACUUACAGACAUCACCGUUAGCUCUGUCCAUACCAGUGACCUUUCAUCCUUUGAAGAAGACACCGAGGAAGAAGUUGUAAUGUCUGAUAGCAUGGAAGAAGGAGAGAUUACGUCAGAUGAUGAGGAAAAGAACAAGCAGAACAAAGCAAAAACUCAAACCAGUGAGCCCAGUGAAGGAAAAGCAAAAAGCGUGCGGCAUGCUUACGUUCACAAACCGUAUCUUUACUCAAAGUAUUACAGUGACUCCGAUGACGAGCUUACCGUAGAGCAACGGCGCCAGUCUAUUGCUAAAGAAAAAGAAGAGAGGCUUUUAAGAAGGCAAAUUAAUAGAGAGAAACUUGAAGAAAAACGAAAGCAGAAAGCAGAAAAGACAAAGUCUUCAAAAGCUAAGAGUCAAGGCAAAAAUAGUGUGGACUUAGAAGAAUCAUCAGGAACGAGUUUGGAGCCUAAAACCCCCAGAAUUAAAGAAGUCCUUAAAGAACGGAAAGUUUUAGAGAAAAAAGUAGCCUUAAGCAAAAAAAGAAAGAAAGAUUCAAGGAAUGUUGAGGAGAAUUCUAAAAAGAAACAGCAAUCUGAAGAAGAUUCCAAAGAAACUCUCAAGACAAGCGAGCAUGGUGAAAAGGAGAAAGUGUCUUCUUCAAAGGACCUAAAGCACGUUCAUGCAAAAAGCGAACCAAGUAAACCUGCCCGGAGACUAUCCGAGUCUUUGCAUUCAGCUGAUGAAAACAAAAAUGAGUCCAAGAUAGAGCGGGAGCACAGAAGACGCACAUCUACCCCCGUUGUGGAGGAGGGGGCACAGGAAGAGGCUGACUCAAGAGAUGGGAAAAGGCAGGUGGAACGGUCAGAAAUUGGCACCGAAGAGCCCCAGAAACAGAAGAGCACACUUAAAAACGAAAAGCAUCUGAAGAAAGAUGAUUCUGAAACCCCACAUGUGAAAAGCCUACCUAAGAAAGAAGCAAAGUCCUCAAAGGAGAAGCCUGAAAAAGAGAAGACUCUGUCAGAAGACAAGUUGUCUACGAAACAUAAAUAUAAAGGCGACAGUCUGCACAAAACAAGUGAUGAGACAGAGCUUCACUCUUCUGAGAAAAGCUUAAAAGUGGAUGAAAAUGCUCAAAAGCAAAGUCAACAAGCAAAACUUUCUUCAGAUGAUAAAACUGAACGAAAAAGUAAACAUAAGAAUGAAAGGAAAUUAUCAAUUUUAGGCAAAGAUGGAAAGCCAGUUUCUGAAUAUAUCAUAAAAACAGAUGAGAAUGUUCGUAAAGAAAACAACAAAAAAGAGAGACAUGUGUCAGCCGAAAGAACUAAAGCAGAACACAAAUCAAGGAGAUCCAGUGAUUCUAAAAUUCAGAAAGAGUCUCUGAGUUCCAAGCAGCACGGAACCCCAUUACAGAGAAGAUGCGAAAGUUAUUCAGAGGACAAGUGUGAUAUGGACUCAACCAACGUAGAUAGUAAUUCAAAACCAGAAGAGAUAGUUCACAGGGAGAAACGAAGAACAAAGAGCUUGCUGGAAGAGAAGCUUCUGUUAAAGUCGAAACCAAAAAGUCAAGGCAAACAGUUGAAAGUCAUUGAAACGGAAUUACAAGAAAGUGUCACAAGACAGGUGACCACUCCAAAACCAGAUAAGGAGAAGAGCAUGGAAGAGAUCAACCCAGACAGACAGCGGAAGUCGAAAGUUGAAGACAAACCCUCUGAGGAAACUGGCGCUGAAGCUGUAUCGGACAGUGCCGCUUCUUCAGCACAGGGCAUACAGAAAGACCCUUCCAGUCACAGAACCAAGUUACCAUUAGCAAAGGAGAAAUACAAGGCUGAAAAAGAGUCAGGCCCCUCCAGACCUGAGAGGAAGUUAUCAGAUGGGCACAAAAGCAGAAGCUUAAAGCAUAGCAGUAAGGAAGUGAGGAAAAAGGAAGAAAAUAAAUCAGAUGACAAGGAUGGUAAAGAAGUUGACAGUAAUCAUGAAAAGGCCAGAGGGAAUAGUUCGGUUAUAGAAAAGAAAUUGAGUAGAAAAUUGUGUGAAAACCGAAGAGUAAGCUUAUCCCAGGACAUGACCAAAGGAGAUGAAAGGUCAGCAAACACCUUGGGCACCACCAAUAGUUCCUCCAUUCAGAGACCAAAAAAGAGUGGUGACACCACAUCAAUGCCUGAACAAGAGCCGAUGGAAAUUGAUUCUGAGCCAGCUGUUGAAAACGUGUCUGAAGCAUCUAAAACCCAAGACAACAGCAAUACUAGUUCUCAGCAAGACCUUGAUUCUGAAAACAUCAUGAAACAAAAAAACGCGGUCCCGGUUCUAAAGGAUGAAUUAAGAACUUCCACAGCAGAUUCAAAAUCGGUAGCUCCGACCUGUAAAUCAGGACGCGGAACAGGAGUUGUUAGUAAUUCUGAAAAGCACGCUGACCAUAAAAGCCCCCUGACCAAGAAGUUGCAUAUCCAAAGCGCUAUAUCCAAACUGAACCCCGGGGAGAAAGAGCCCAUUCACCAGGGAACUCAUGACAUGAGUAGAGACUCUGACACUAGUCCUAGACCGUUUCCUCGAGCCCCGUCAGAAAAUGACAGGGCACAAAAGAAUUUGAAAAAUACAACCAGACCCACCCAAGAACAUGUUGCCCAAGGAGACGCUGGGCGUGAACAUUCCCCAAAUCUAGAUCGUUCACCAUCCUUGAGUUCAGUAGCUGUUGUGCCUACGAAACAGUCCCCCAAUUCAGAUGUAAGUACUUUGGUGGCCCAGGGGACUGCUUUAGAAGGCAGCCCUGCCAGCACCUCACUUGUGAAGCACCUCGUUAUUCCUAACCCAAGUUUGUCUGCUGGCGAAUCAGAAGUCCUUAGGACAAGUGACAGCAAAGAAAGUGGGGCAGUUUCCACCAUAGAUACGCCAGCAAAAGCUAGCACGGAUAGCAAAAGACACAUUCCAGAAGGUUGCCAGCCCGCUGUGCUGCACAGUAAGCAGGAAAAAGUAAACAUGUCUGUUGGUAGCAAGGUAACAGACGUGAAGAUGGAAAGUGAGAAUGUUAACAAAGAAGAUGGCUUGGUGGACAUGGCCAAGACAGAAGGUGACUUAAGCACAGAUCCCAGUCCAAAGCAGACAACAAGAGCUGUGCUAGAACAUGGCAAAAAGCAUGGUAUCACUGUUGACCCGGUAGCCGGCAUGCGGACAGAAAAAGCGGCUGAGACGGUUGUGCUCAAGUGUAGUAGUGGCCCAGGUGAAACAGAAAGCACAGCAGUUGAUGUUGACAGAAGGACCGAAAACAAUGAGGUGGACACCAGUGCUGGCCGUAAUGCCGCUUCCUCAGUUUCUCAGCAACGGAGUGGAAAUGUUGAGGAUGUGACAGCUGGGUCUCGUGGGGCAAAAAAGUCUUCUUUUGCCACUAGUUCUGAAGGGAAGGACGAAGGCGUCCCCUCCAAUACCGUCAAGGCGGGGGAUGCUACAACCACUUCCUCGGAAACAGGAGAGGGUGAGGUGCCUGUGCCCUGCAUGAGCAUUGAGGCAGACGAAGGCUUUGUAGCAGGUGCCUGCUCUGGAAACCAUCCUCUUCACGUUGGGGCAGAAGCCAGCGAAUACACUGUCUUUGCAGCAGCCGAAGAGGGUGGAGGUGUUGUCACGGAAGGAUUUGCUGAAAGUGAAACCUUCCUCACAAGCACCAAGGAGGGAGAGAGUGGAGAGUGUGCCAUGGCUGAAUCUGAAGAAAGGGCAGCAGACCCCAUGACUGCUCACACAGUGACAGUUGAAGACAGUGUCAAUAGUGAGGUGACAGAAGAGAAAGAUGAUGCUGUCACCAGCGCCGGCUCUGAAGAAAAGUGUGACGGUUCUUCGCGUAGUGACUUGGAAAUGGCAGAAAGAGCACCCACCUUUAUCAGUGAGGUCGAAAGUGAUGGUGCGGUGACAAGUGCUGGGACAGAAAUAAGGGAGGGCUCCAUAAGCAGUGAGGAGGUGGAUGGGUUCCAGAGAAAUGUGAUGAGAAUGGGCCCCAAAAAAGAAACGGAGGGGACCGUGACGUGCACCGGAGCGGAAAGGAGCAGCGCUGCCUGUGCCGUGUGCUCCGUCACCGGUGCAGAGCGACAGGAGGAGCGAGUGGUUACAGGUGCGGAAGCGGCCCUGGUGGGCGACGACGUGCCGCCAGGAACCAGUGCCCCCAAGGAAAGAGACACUUCUGUGAAUGAUGGUGCAGAAGGUGAAAGUGCCGUCACCAGCACGGGGAUAACAGAAGAAGAUGGAGAGGGGCCAGCGAGCUGCACAGGCUCGGAAGAGGGCAGCGAGGGCUUUGCUCUGAGUUCCGAAUCGGAAGAAAAUGGAGAGAGCGCGAUGGACAGCACGGUAGCCAGCGAAGGCCCUACUGUGAUGCUGGUCGCCACUGGCCCAUGUGACGACGAAGGCGUUGUCACCAGCACCGGUGCAAAAGAGGAGGACGAGGAAGGUGAAGGUGUGGUGACCAGCACGGGACGGGGAAAUGAAGUCGGGCACGCGUCCACUUGCACUGGGGCGGAGGAUGAGAGCGAAGGAGUAUCGAUUUGUGGAAGUGCCGAAGAAGGGGACAGUCAGGUUGGGACCGCGGCAGGGCGCAUAGGAGCCGAGGCCGGAGCCGCUGUCACUAAUACCAACGAGAGCGGCUUCGACAGCAUGAGCAGUGUGGACAAGGGCCCGAAGGAGCCGGAGAUCUGCUCCAGCGCCAAAGGGAUCGUAGAAAGCAGCGUGACCAGUGCGGCUUCGGGGAAGGCUGAAGUGGCACCAGUUCCCGAAGGUCACGAGGCUCCCAUGAUGAGCGCAGCUUCAGGUCAGAGUGACAGUCCACUCGCCAGAAAAGAAAAGGUGGAUGAUACCACUGCUUCCGCUGGCAUGGUGGGGGGCAGCUCUGAGGUAGUUGGGCCGGGUGCGGACCCACAGUGUGAAGCCGGGCACAUGUCACCCGGUGGGAAAGAAGAUGAAGCCAUCAUCACCUCUGUGGAAAACGAAGAAUGUGAUGGCCUUAUGGCCACUACAGCCAGGGACGCUGUCACCAAGCAAGCUUGUGUCGCUGGGGGCAAAAGUCCGGGCAAAGGCCUGCUGAUCUCCACCAGCACAACAAACGAUUACACCCCUCAGCUAGGCGCAGUGGCAGACGUACAGGAGGGUCAUUCGAGCGCACCGAGAACUGGGGAAGAUGUGGAAGGUGCGGGCAUAAGCGGGGAAGAAUUCGAGGCCCCCAUGCCCAGUGCAGUGUCCGAUGCGAGCCAGCUGGCUGCCGUGCGAAACGAGGACAAAGACGAGUGUGCCAUGAUUUCCACGAGCAUAGGCGAGGAGUUCGAGGUGCCCGUUUCCAGCGCAACAACCCUUGUGUGUGCUGCGAGUCAGCCGCCGGUGGCCGCGGUGGAGGGAGGCGCGAGAGGUGCCAGCUCGGCAAGCACCGACGACUUCGAGGGGCCCAUGCCCAGCGCACCCGCAGUAGCCGAAAGCCCCCUGGCCUCGACCAGCAAGGAGGAGAAAGACGAGUGUGCGCUCAUCUCCACCAGCAUAGCAGAGGAGUGCGAGGCCUCCGUGGCAGGCGCACGGCCCCCCGCUGGCCCGGAAGAGAAGGACGGCAGCGCCAUCAUCUCCACCAGCUCGGGGGAGGACUGCGAGGGCCCCGUGUCCAGCGCCGCCCCGCGGGAGGAAAGCCACCCCUCGGCCACGCGAGCGGAGGAGAUUGGUGACACCGCCAUGAUUUCCACAAGCACCUCCGAAGGCCGCGAGGCGGCCAUGAGGGGCGCUGGCCUACAAGACGACGAAGGGCCCGCCACCGUGAGGACAGAGGACUCGAGCGACGCAGCCAUCAUCUCCACCAGCACGGCCGAGUGCGUGCUGGCGCCCGCCGGCCUCGACAGGCACGAGGAGAGCCAGCUGACCGCCCGUGUCUUCUAUGGAAAAGAUGACCCGUCAGCUGCCAGGAAGAGCCAGGCGGAGGCCCCAGUGCCCAGCCCGAUAGCGACAAGCAGCCCUCCACACCCCGCGCCACCGGCGGGGGCCAGAGCCGCGGGCUCCGAGGAUGGUCCCCGCGAGGUGCCACCAGCAGUGAUGGAACAGAGCGAGGGCUCUUCACACCUCGUCGAUGCAGCAGAGAGGAGCAUGUGGCCAGGCUCCGUUCAGAGAGGACAGGGGGCCCAAGGGGCAGCCGCGGCCGGGCACCACGCCUGUUGGGCAGGGAGGGGUGAGCAGAGGGGAACUGGCUUACCCGAGGAUCGGAGGGGACAGGAGCAGACGGCCAGGCGGACAGCUGAGGACCCCUCCCCUAGGAGUCACCGCUUGGCGGCAAUGAGUCUUGGUGCCGAGAGAGCCGAGGGUGCGCCCCCUGCAGGAGACCCUGCUGCGAGGUCACCCUCUCCCGGGCACUGUGCAUCCGUGGACCCUGCGGAAACCACCACUGAAUGUGUUAAUGGCCAAGAAUCAGAAACUGGUCCUUCCCCCGUGGCGGUUCUUCCAGCUGCCUGUGAUGUGGCUCUGUCAGCUCUAAAACAUGAGCAAGACCUGACUGUGACAAGUGACUGCAAUGGCAGACGGACAGUCCAGGGGUCCAAUGAGAAGGCAGGAGAUGAUGAUGGCAUAAGGAAGUCAUUCCAAGAGGAAGGAGACCUCAAGGUCACUGUUCCUCCUGAAGGAACUUUGCACAAUAUAGGCAAUGAAGAGUCUCCAUCGAGUGUUUUGGGAGGACAGGCACCAAAAGGCAACUUGAAAACCGAGACAUUUGUACCAUCCGAGGAAGAGAAAAAGCAUGAAAUCCCAGCAGCACCAGAAAGUCUGUGUGGGAAAGAGCCAAGUGGAUCAGCCCAACUGCAGGGAGAGCCUUUCUUGGUGAAUCAGUCACUUAAUGUCAAAAAUUCAGGCUCCAGAACAAAUGAAGAAAUUGAUGGCAAAUCUAACAAAGAAGAGAUAUCCAAUGGCAGAAAAGACAGCACAGAAGCCUUACGAGAUCACAGUGUUGAAGCAAAUCCUAAAGAGGCUGAAGAGGAAGAAAGGCAGAUGCCUAAAAGAAAAAGAAAGAAGCAUUACCCCUCUUCAGAAGAUGAACUGGAUGAAAAUCCAGAUGUCCUAGAUUCCAGAAUAGAAGCAGCACACAGGCAGUGUUCUGAAACUGAGCCACAAGAUACAAAGGAGGGGAACGCAGCGGAUCCGGAAGAAUUCUCUAAAAUGAGUUCUAAGACAGCCAGCACUGCCUCCCGGGCCGUGGACGAAAAAGACGAAUACAGCAGCGGGGAAGCUGCUGGUGAAAAGACAGAGCAGAAUGAUGAUGACACGGUGAAAUCUCAGGAGGAAGAUCAGCCAGUAAUUAUUAAAAGGAAAAGAGGAAGACCCCGUAAAUACCCAGUCGAAACAGCGUUAAAAACAAAAGAAGAUUGCAAAACGGAUCCUGGCGUUGUCACUGUCGAACAGUCUCCGUCUGGCAGCAAACCAAAAGCCACACAAGCCGACGAGUCCAGUAAAGAAGCCAGUGCCCCACAAGAGAGACGUAUGAGCCACGAUGAUGGCGAAGAGAAAGCGGUAGCGAGCGUGCGCCGGAGAGGAAGAAAGCCCAAGCGGUCGCUCACUCUGUCAGACGAUGCUGCAGAAUCUUCAGAGCCGGAAAGGAAGCGCCAGAAAUCAGUGUCUGAAGGCACCGAGGACAAGCGAGACCAGGAGUCGGAGGAGGAGGAGGAGGAGGAAGACGAGGAGGAGCCCCCGGGAGCCACCACGAGGUCGGCCACCAGAUCAGAGGCUCAGAGAAAGCAUCCUAGCAAGCCAGCGGCACCUGCAGCAUCCAAACAUGGCAGCCCAGAGACAGUUUCUUCUAGAAAUCGCCAAAAAUUAGCAAAAGAGAAGUUAUCUGCCAGCGAGAAAGUUAGUAAAUCUCCCCCAUUAGGAAGAUCGAAGGCCCAGCUCUCGCCUUCUAGCAAGCGCAAGAGGGAAGCCAGCCCCCCCGGAGCCCGCACUAGAGGCCAGCAGAGGGUGGAGGAAGCCCCUUCGAAGAAGGCCAAGCGGUAAUCCUGGCCGCCGCUGCCGUCCCUGGCUUGUUGGGGCCACCGCAGAGAGAGGAGGGACGAGCCUCGGGGCCAUACGCUUUUGUUUUUAACCAGGGAAAGGACAUGCAUGUGCUCUGAGUUCCUAGGUGCAAGCUUUUUCUUGUUCUGUUUUAAACAGCUUUAUAAACUACUGUUCAUAGAAGAUAUUAUGUACAUUUAUUUCAGAUAAAGGAAAAUAAGUUUACUUUGUAUCUGAACUCCAAACAAAGUAGUUGUAUAUUUUAACAUUUGAAAUUGGGAUUUCCCGAUGGGACACGUCCCUAAUGCAAACCCUUCCGGCCCAUCAGACACCAGGCUGCCUACUGGUAAUCUGUGUACAGUAUAGAAACCUGUAAAAAUAGGUUGUAUUUUACUCUAUGUAUGAUGCUAAUCAAUGAACACUUUAUUUAUUUUACAGAGAAAACUUAUCUGUGAACUUUACUAUAUAUCUGCUUAUUUUAUUUUAUUAUUUUUUUUUAUAAAAAAAAUGGGGGGGAGGGGUUUUAAAUGCUAUGCAGUCAUUAGUAGAGAUGUUUUAGGACGCUCCCUGCCUUGUAACUAUCUGACUAUGACCCGGCAGGAAAUACCGAAUCUUCUCGCAUGUAUCCCAGUAAAGUAGUUUAGCUCCAGAAAGGGUCUGCAGUGCUUUUCUGUUCACAGCUGUGACUGUUGAACGUACCUUGUUUUUAGAUUACGCUCGCCUCUGUGGCUCUCCCUCCAGCCCGCCCCCUGCAGCUGAAAAAACCCAUUCCGUCCAUGUCCGUUCCCCCCCUCUGUGUUCCUCCGAGGCUUCUACCCAUUUUCUUUCCACGUUGUCCUUUUCCGUGACGAGAAACGCAUCGAGAUUAGGUCACUCCUGUCUGUCGAGCUUCAGGAUUUUAUGUUGUUUUAUACACAAUGAUUUCAAGAUAGAAACUGGCUUUAUUGCCAGAUUCUUUUUUAAACAUGUUUUAACUCCCAUACGAACAAACUGUCCGCCCUAAGUUUUUCAUAAGAUUAAAUUUUUCUUAAGAUCAAACUUGCCUCCAGCAAUGGAUGUGAUGAGUUGCCAAAUAAUUGAGAUUAUUUUAAAAUGUUUUGUUCAUAUUGUUUUAUAAUUAAAAUUUACAUUCAGUGUGUGUGAA
Hyaena hyaena (striped hyena) is the source of this 10322-nucleotide messenger RNA. It is a transcript of the gene BOD1L1, whose product is annotated as biorientation of chromosomes in cell division 1 like 1. Bases 23 to 9181 code for a protein of 3052 amino acids. The transcript is spliced from 27 exons. Lineage: Eukaryota; Metazoa; Chordata; Mammalia; Carnivora; Hyaenidae. The record is from RefSeq and is a predicted model, not a curated record.